AUGCCCACUCCCAACCAAAAUUCGGAAAAAAACUCAUCUGAAGCUGAAAUCGCUUUACUGACUCAGAAGCUCGCCACGCUGACCGCUGGACGUGAUGAACUGGGAGGAGGUUCCGAGGCCAAUGAAUCUUCUUCCGACAGAGCUGCACAGACUCCCGAGCUGUGGUCAUCCCUACACCUUGUGAUUCCUCGUUCGGGUCGAUUCCAUAUCCCCGACUCGCAACCUGAACUAUACGAGCAGAUGCGCACGGGCUUCGAAUAUUGGCUGGAACACCCAGGAGGCCUCCCACUAGAUCUCUCCCUCCGCUCCGAAGAAGGACGGGAGGACGAGUCCCACGUCGGAUGGGUGUUCGAGCGAGGGCCCGAUGGAAGCAUUGCACAGUGCACAUCCCCUUCGUUUUCGCUGGGCGUGUUCUCUGACCUUCCGGGUGACCUUCUCGAGUCAUUAUAUCCUGUCCUCUCCGCUUCGACUGCCCCCGCCGAACGUGCGGAAAAUCACGUUCUACUCGGUCUCGCCGGGGGCUCCUUCCCCCGCGCUCCUCGUGGAUAUAACGAGUCUCACCCUCCGGCGACGCGAGCGCUAGGAUAUCAACAACCCCCGGAGAUGUUCACGGUCCUCGGCGCGUGCACUCACUGCCGCAUCUCGACGACCGAGAGGUUCCACCCGCAACCGGACGCUCACCCCAAGUCGAGUCGAGGCAUGCGGGCCCCCCCGGCCCCGGGGGAUAAUAAGGCCGAGGUUCCUGAACUGACCCCGACCUCUUCACGUACCCUCGUGGCUCCCGCGCUCGAGGUGGUCGAUGGCGACGGGCUGCAACCAUGA
Messenger RNA from Guyanagaster necrorhizus, 822 nucleotides. RefSeq lists its product as uncharacterized. The transcript has 4 exons. The record is from RefSeq and is a predicted model, not a curated record. NCBI's taxonomy places the organism in Eukaryota, Fungi, Basidiomycota, Agaricomycetes, Agaricales, Physalacriaceae. Bases 1 to 822 code for a protein of 273 amino acids.